Messenger RNA from Osmerus eperlanus (European smelt), 4481 nucleotides. RefSeq names its product alpha-2-macroglobulin-like protein 1. The record is from RefSeq and is a predicted model, not a curated record. The coding region runs from base 71 to 4441 and encodes 1456 amino acids. Gene Ontology annotation, molecular function: endopeptidase inhibitor activity. Gene Ontology annotation, cellular component: extracellular region. The transcript has 35 exons. NCBI's taxonomy places the organism in Eukaryota, Metazoa, Chordata, Actinopteri, Osmeriformes, Osmeridae.
AACGUUUUCUGACCGAUCUUUUUCUUCUUUGUAGCUGUCCAACACGGACCGUACCGUCUUGGAACCAACAAUGAUGUUCUUCGCUUUAGUAAUGGCUUGUGCGCUUUUGCAAAAUGCGACGUCGCGCAUGUUCAAUGAAUCCAUCUACUUGGUGACGAUGAGCUCCCAGGUGGUGGGUGGGAGCAUGGAGACCCUGUGUGUCCAUGUUCACAAGCCCACGGAGCCACUUUCACUCAUGGUGACGCUACAGCUGGAGCAGGGACAGUUAGCCAGGCUACUGGAGACCAUAGUCAACUGGGGCUUUCAUUACUGUCUCGCAUUCGAGGUACCCUCUGUGUUGCUUGACACUGUGGCCACCCUCGGUGUCUCUCUGACUGGAUAUAAGGACUCGAUGAGCAAGGAGACAAAGAUCCUCAUUACACCCUCUAACUUCAUCACCAUCAUCCAGACAGACAAGCCCAUCUACAAACCUGGCCAGAAGGUUCAGUUCCGAGUCGUCUCUCUGACUUCCAGUUUUGGGACGUACAACCAGAAGUAUCAAACUGUGGAGAUUCAGGAUCCCAACUCCAACCGCAUCGCUCAGUGGCUGGACCUUUCAACGGUCAGUGGCAUGCUGGACCUCUCCCACGCCACCACAGCAGAGGCCCCUCUGGGCCGAUACAUCAUCACCGUCUGGAACGAGAGGGGCAAGCAGACCUCCACUGGCUUCAACCUCAAAGAAUAUGUUCUUCCCAAGUUCGAGGUCACGGUGUCUCUGCCCAACAUCACCAUCCUGGACACUGAGGUCACACUGAGGGUGUGCGGAAAGUACACAUAUGGGAAGCCUGUCCUGGGCUCGUUGAGGGCUGAGGUCUGCAGGAAAGACUAUUAUAAUUGGGGUCACCCAGACGGAGACUCCAGAAUCUGCGGGAAGUAUAACCUGGGUGUGACUGACCCAAGUGGCUGUGCAACACAAGUGGUGGACGUGACUCUGUUCAGACUGGACCAAUAUGGGUAUCAGGAUGUCUUUGAGGUGCAGGCGGAACUAGAGGAGAGUGGGACAGGGGUUGUCACGAAGGGCAGUGGCAGUGCCGUGUUCACCAGCGUUAUCAGAGAUGUCACGUUUGAGGGUGUCCCCUCAUACUUCAAACCUGGCAUCCUUUUCCAGGGCAAGAUCAAGGUGGUGGGCCCAGACCUCUCCCCCGCUGCUAACGAGUUGGUCUACCUGAUCCUGAAUGCAGAUGGGCAGUCUGAGAACUGGACCCUUACCACAGACAGCAGUGGCAUGGUCCCUUUCUCUCUGGUCACCACCACCACCUGGAAGAAUGGUGUAUCUCUGGAGGCUCGCUCCAAGUUGGAAGCGUUUUCGUUUUCUGGACCGCAACGCAUGCCAGGAUGCACCUCGGCCUACCGCUACAUCACAGCCUUCUACUCCAAGAGCAGGAGCUCUGUAUCUCUCCAGUAUACCAGCCAGAGCUUAUCCUGUGACACUGACGCCGUCUUACUCGCCUCCUACACUGUCAAGGGGCAGGAACUCGAUAAGGGCCAGAAGACUCUGGACUUCUUUUUUAUGGUGAUGUCCAGAGGCAGUGUGGUGAGAAGUGGGCAUCUCCCCGUGUCUGUUGUGAAGUCAGGAUCAUACUUUCAACUGUCGCUAGAAAACCGAGGGACUUUGCGUGUGCCACUUGAGCAUGUUGAUGAGCUUGCCCCAGUGGCCCAAGUGGUUGUGUACGCAAUCAUGCCCAAUGGAGUGAUUGUGGCCGACAGCAUGGACUUCCCUGUCGAGCUCUGCCUCAAGAACAAGGUGUCUCUGCAGUUCUCCUCGCUCCAGGCACUACCUGGAGGGACUGUGUCCCUGAUGCUGAAGGCUCAGCCAGGCUCCCUCUGUUCCGUCAGGUCCAUCGACCAGUCAGUCCUGCUGCUACAGCCUGGAGAGGAGCUCAGCAGCCAAUCGGUGUAUAACCUACUACCGGUCUACAAGUUGUCAGACUACGAUUACAAUAUCGAAGAUCCUGAAUCCAACCCAUGCACACCUGUGGGACCAUUGAACCCGCUUCCCAUGCCAGUGGACAGACCAUCUAUGCCAUUAGGCCGCCACUGGAUUUUUAACAACAGGAUCGAUGUUUACAAAGUCUUCAGAGAUAUAGGUAUGAAGAUCAUGACCAAUUCGGAUGUGCGGAUGCCUUUUGACUGUACAUCCUACCCUUACCCUGACAUGUUGGGACUGACCAUGAGCCCCAAACAUUCUCUCCCAGUGUUAAAUGCCCCCAUCAGUGGUUCAUCUGAUGUCAUCCGACAAGACACACUGCGAACAUACUUCCCAGAGACCUGGAUCUGGGACCUGGUGCCUGUUGGAGACUCUGGCGCCAUGACAGUUGAGAAGACCGUCCCUGACACCAUUACCACAUGGGCUUCUGGAGCUUUCUGCACGUCCCCUGGGGGUCUGGGUCUGGCGCCCAGUACGACCCUCACAGCCUUCCAGCCUUUCUUCGUCAGCCUCACCCUACCGUUUUCAGUCAUCCGCGGCGAGGUGUUUGCCCUCCGGGCCACCGUCUUCAACUACCUCUCCACGUGCAUCAUGGUGAAGGUGACCGUGUCACAAUCAGACCAGUUCAGCAUCGCAUCCUGUGUUGGCUGCCAGUACCAGCUGUGUCUGUGUGCCAAUGAGAGCAGAACUUUCCAGUGGCUCAUCACCCCCACCGCUCUAGGGGAGGUGAGUGUGAAGGUGAGUGCAGAGGCCAUAAAUACCAUUGUUCGCUGUGGCAAAGGCCUGCCCACUGUUCCCAAGAUGGGCCGCAUUGACACGGUGGUCCAGACAUUCUUGGUGGAGGCUGAGGGGAUCCUUGAGACUGUCAGCUACAACGCUCUCCUCUGCCCUGCAGCGGGUCCAGUAGAGGAGACGAUCUCUCUGCGGCUGCCGACUGAGUUUGUGAUUGGAUCAGCCAAGGCCUCGCUCUCUGUCCUGGGUGACCUGAUGGGCAGAGCCUUGAGGAAUGUGGGCAGCCUGCUGGCCAUGCCCUCUGGUUGUGGAGAGCAGAACAUGCUUCAGUUUGCCCCCAACGUCUACAUCCUGGAGUACCUGCAGAGCACCUAUCAACUGACCACUGAGAUCGGGGACAAGGCUGUCGUCUUCCUGAAGGGUGGUUAUCAGAAUGAGCUCAACUACAGACAUACUGAUGGAUCGUACAGCGCCUUUGGCCAGAGUGAUGAGUCUGGCAACACCUGGUUGACCACCUUCGUAAUGAAGUCUUUUGGAGGGGCGCACCGUUUCAUUUUUAUUGACCCUGUCCACAUCACCAUGGCGAAGUCCUGGUUGGCCGGUCUGCAGCAGCCUAAUGGCUGCAUCACCUCUGUGGGGAAGCUCUUCCACAAUGACAUGCAGGGAGGCGUGAGUGACGACGUGUCCCUGACUGCCUACGUCACUGCAGCUCUGCUGGAGCUGGGCCAUGACCCCACUGACCCCAUGGUGGUGACCUGUCUGGGCUGCUUAUGGACUGCGAUGGCCAACCCAGUGGCUAACCUCUACACUGUAGCCCUGCUCUCCUACACCUUCACCCUGGCAGGAGACCAGGACACACGGAGCAUGCUGAUCACCCACCUGGACCAGGAUGCCCAGAUCACAGAUGGUGCUCGUCACUGGGAGGGAACGGCCACUCCUGAGACUGGCCUGAACUCCAUUGCCGUGGAGAUGACCUCGUAUGUGUUGCUCGCGCUUCUCUCCGGACCGGUAAUGGAAGGUUUCGGGCUGGACUACGCAUCCAGCAUCGUCCGCUGGCUGGUCAGGCAACAAGACCUCAAUGGAGGCUUCUCUUCUACACAAGACACAGUGGUGGCACUGCAGGCCCUGGCAAAAUACGGUGCUGCCACCUACAGUCCAGGAGGUGCUACUACAGUGGUGGUGACCUCUGGUGGCUGGAGGCAGGACUUCAGGGUGGACCAGCAGAACCGCCUGCUGUACCAGGAACAGCCACUAGAGCAGGUUCCUGGAGAGUACCAGAUCAGGGCUGAAGGGGAGAGCUGUGUGUUUGUCCAGAUCGCUCUGCAUUACAACACCCCCCCUCAUCCAGACGUCUCUGCCUUUGCUGUGACAGUUGAGGUGGUCGAUAGGUGUGAACCCAAACCCUCCCUCAUCUUGGUGGUUAAAGUCAGGUACAGUGGUCACCGGGAUGAGACCAACAUGGUUAUUAUUGACGUCAAACUUCUUUCCGGCUUCAUCCUAGACAAGACCUCAGUGAACCCUAUGAAGACUUCAAAGCGUGUUGAUGAAAAGGAUGGACAUGUGAUCAUCUAUGUAGAACAGCUGAAGCGAAUGGAGACCAUGUCCUACACGCUCGUCAUGGUGGAAGACUUCCCUGUCAAGAACCUCCAACCUGCUGUGGUCAAAGUCUACGACUAUUACCAGAAAAGUGAUGAGGCGGUUAGUGAGUACAGCUCUACCUGUGCAGAGCGAUAUGUAAAAUGAUGGACAUCUGCAUUACAUUUCCUGUAUCUGACCAAUAAAA